Messenger RNA from Vombatus ursinus (common wombat), 2012 nucleotides. Its product is annotated as proline dehydrogenase 1, mitochondrial-like. The transcript is spliced from 14 exons. Gene Ontology annotation, molecular function: proline dehydrogenase activity; FAD binding. Lineage: Eukaryota; Metazoa; Chordata; Mammalia; Diprotodontia; Vombatidae. Gene Ontology annotation, cellular component: mitochondrion. The record is from RefSeq and is a predicted model, not a curated record. The coding region runs from base 140 to 1693 and encodes 517 amino acids.
GUCAGCUUCUAGGAAGUAGCUGCUGUGUGCCAGGCUCUAUGCUGAGCACUCAGGGUGGGAGAAACCCCACCCCCCAAAAAUCUCUGCCCUCAAGGAGCUUACAGUCUAGUGUGGGAGAUGAGCAUGCAAAGCACCGUGGAUGCGUGUGCCCGCGGACGAGCUGCUCGAAGUCUCCCAGAAGCUGCUGGGCCGGCACCUGUUUGACCGACUGAUGAAGAUGACCUUCUAUGGGCAGUUUGUGGCUGGCGAGGACCAGGAGGCCAUCAAGCCUCUGAUCCGGCACAACCAGGCCUUUGGGGUUGGCUCCAUCCUGGAUUAUAGCGUCGAGGAGGACAUCAGCCAAGAGGAGGCCGAGGAAAAGGAGAUGGACUCCUGCACGGCGGAUGCAGAGAGAGAUGGCAGUGGAGCCAGUAAGAGAGAGAAGCAGUUCCGGGUCCAUCGGGGCUUUGGGGACCGGAGAGAUGGCGUCACCAGCGCCCGCACCUACUUCUAUGCCAACGAGGCCAAGUGUGACCAUCACAUGGAGAACUUCCUGCGCUGUAUCGAUGCUUCUGGCAGCGCCAGCGACGACGGCUUCUGCGCCAUCAAGCUCACCGCGCUGGGUCGGCCCCAGUUCUUGCUGCAGUUCUCUGAGGUGCUGACCAAGUGGAGGCGGUUCUUCCACCAGAUCGCCAUCCAGCAGGGCCAGGCCGGGCUUCCGGCCAUGGGGACCAAGCUGCAGGUGUCCGAGGUGCAGAAGAGCCUGGAGAGCAUGGGCAUCACCACCAAGUGCGAUAUCCAGAGCUGGUUCACAGGGGAGAUGCUGGGGGUGUCCGGCACCGUGGACUUGCUGGACUGGAACAGCCUCAUCGACAGCAGGACCCAGCUGUCCAGACUCCUCCUCGUGCCCAACGUGCAGACUGGCCAGCUGGAGCCCCUCCUGUCUCACUUCACAGAGGAGGAAGACCUUCAGAUGAAGAGGAUGCUGCAGAGGAUAGAUGUCUUAGCCAAGAAGGCCCUGGAGGUCGGGGUGUGCCUGAUGGUGGACGCAGAGCAGACAUACUUCCAGCCAGCCAUCAGCCGUCUCACCCUGGAGAUGCAGCGCAAAUUUAACACUCAGAAGCCAGUGAUCUUCAAUACGUACCAGUGCUACUUGAAGGACGCCUAUGACAACGUGUCGCUAGAUGUGGAAUUGGCCCGUCGGGAAGGCUGGUGUUUCGGUGCCAAGCUGGUGAGGGGGGCCUACAUGACACAGGAGCGUGAGCGGGCAGCAGAAGUGGGUUAUGAGGACCCCAUCAACCCAACCUACAAGGCCACCAAUGAGAUGUACCACAGGUGCCUCAGCCACAUCUUGGAAGAGAUCAAGCUCAACAGCCGGGCGAGCGUGAUGGUGGCUUCUCACAAUGAGGACUCAGUCAGGUUCACCAUUCAGAGGAUGGAAGAGCUCGGCCUGCAUCCCGCAGAGAAGAAGGUAUACUUUGGUCAGCUCCUGGGCAUGUGUGAUCAGAUCUCCUUCCCCUUGGGUCAAGCUGGCUUCCCGGUCUACAAAUACGUCCCGUUCGGCCCCGUGAAGGACGUGCUGCCGUACCUGUGCCGCCGAGCCCUGGAGAACCGCGGGAUAAUGAAGGGGGCGCAGCGCGAGCGGCAGCUGCUGAGGAAGGAGCUCAAGCGGAGGGUGCUCUGCGGCCAGUUCCUCUACCGCCCCGUGGCCUGAGGCCGGGCUGGACCGUGGCCGGCGCCCCUCCCCCUCCCCCCAGCCAUCAGGCAGUCACUCAACAAUCAUUAGUUAAGCCGUACUGUGUGCCAGCCCUCGGGGGGCUCCCAGUCUAAAGAAGAAGUCAACAUGAAAGUACCUGGGUGCAGAUGAGACAUCGUCCAAGCGUUUCCUGAGCCCCAGGUGCCAGGCCCUGGGCCCCGGGCUCCCUGCCCUCCCGGAGCCUACACUCUAAGGGGGAGGCCUGGAGAUGACUGGGUCUGUCCUGGGCAGAGGAGGGUGAGGCCAGGAGGCAGGGGCGGGGCUGGGGCGAGGCCAG